Molecule: messenger RNA, 4199 nt
Organism: Armigeres subalbatus
Lineage: Eukaryota; Metazoa; Arthropoda; Insecta; Diptera; Culicidae
Gene: unk
Product: RING finger protein unkempt
Exons: 11
Coding region: 76-2745 (889 amino acids)
Molecular function (GO): metal ion binding
Source: RefSeq, a predicted model, not a curated record
GUGUCAAAAACACCAUAACGCACCGCAGCGUCAUCAUGCGGCUUUGCAAGGAAGCUGGAAUAAACAAACCAUAAAAUGGCGUCGUCAGACCCGAAGGCAGCUUUGCUUAGCACCCAGACGGAAAAGCCAAAUCAUUACACAUACUUGAAAGAAUUUCGUGUGGAACAGUGUCCAUCGUUUCUGCAGCACAAAUGCAAUCAGCAUCGACCAUUCGUGUGCUUCAAUUGGCAUUUUAUGAAUCAGAGACGCCGUCGGCCAGUGCGUAGACGGGAUGGUUCAUUUAACUACAGUGCCGAUAAUUACUGCACCAAGUACGACGAAACUACCGGAAUCUGCCCGGACGGAGAUGAUUGUCCAUUUUUGCACCGUACGGCUGGGGACACCGAGAGGCGAUACCACCUACGUUACUAUAAAACAUGCAUGUGUGUUCAUGAUACUGAUGCUCGUGGAUAUUGUGUCAAGAAUGGGCAUCACUGUGCAUUUGCCCAUGGCAUACAUGAUCAGCGCCCGCCAGUGUACGACAUCAAAGAGCUGGAAGCCAUGCAGGCCGCUGAAGCAAGCGGCGAAUCGAUGAACGGACCCAAUGUUCUGGACAAAGAGAGAAAUCUGAUGAAUGAAGAUCCAAAAUGGCAAGACACGAAUUAUGUACUAGCUAAUUAUAAAACAGAACCAUGCAAGAGGCCCCCAAGGCUCUGCCGGCAAGGAUACGCCUGUCCGCAAUACCACAACAGCAAGGACAAAAGACGCAGUCCUAGGAAAUAUAAGUAUAGAUCCACUCCAUGUCCUAGCGUAAAACAUGGAGAAGAAUGGGGUGAACCUGCAAAUUGCGAAGCUGGUGACAAUUGUCAGUACUGCCAUACCCGUACUGAGCAACAGUUUCAUCCAGAGAUAUAUAAAUCCACUAAAUGUAACGAUGUUCAGCAGGCUGGAUAUUGUCCUCGAUCCGUUUUCUGCGCUUUCGCGCAUGUAGAACCUUAUGUCCUAACUGAAGAAUUAUCGUCCCGCGAUCUAGAUAGCCAAGCACUUGCCCUUAGCGAUAUGAUUUCUUCGGUUUUGCCUCCCGAUAGUGGUGGGGGAGGUGGAGGAGGUGGACUUGGUUGUUCCCUCAGUAAGAAGGACAAACACGAGCUAGCGGUGAGUGUACUAAGCUAUCUGGACGGAGGACGGCAGGAGAAUCUACCAUUUGAACUUGAACCGCAGAAUUUUCAAUCGUUCUUCCAGCUGCUGCAGAAUGGUAGCGCAGAAAGUAGUGAAUCGGCAAGCACCAGCAGUAUCGGCUCUAAUCAUAGUUCCCACAACAAAGCACCAGGUUCACAGCUACAGCAAAAGCAUAAUAAUAGUAGUCUCCUAGGCAUCGUAACAUCCGCCAACUGCAAUGGCAGUGGUAGCGUCAGCAAUCAAGCCAACAAUAGUCUCGGUAGCUUACAAUCAACGCUGUUCAGCAAUGGCGGUACCGCUGCUAGCUCACUGCUAUCGAAUAGUUUUCCGGACUUUACACCGGAGAUUCGGGCACAGAUGAUGGCGAUUGACAACGAUCUUACAAUGAGCCCAAUGGAAAAGGAGCAACGGAAACGAAUGUGUCUAACAUUCAAUCUUAGGAAUAUAGCAUCUUCGUUGGAUGGAGGAGUUUAUGAUAUGACGCGACGUGAUACCAUUCAUGGACUAGACAAUUCAAUUUCAGCUGGAAUAGCAUCUUCUGGUUUGCUAGCAAGCAGUUCUGCACCGGUCAAUAUUCCGGGUUCUCCAAUGGGGAACUCCAUAUCUGGUCUUCUUCAAGGUACAUCUGCACCGGUUAACAUUCCUGGUAGUUCGUUGGGUAACAACUUCAGUCCCUCAUCGCAUUCAAAUCUUUUUGGCAUGAAUGACUCCAUGUUUGGAAAUAGCCAAUCACAUCACAUUGGCAGUAGUUCGGCACCGAAACUAGCCACAUCCUUCGGUCACAGUAACACCGAUAGUCUAUUCUUUCAGUCUCACAUAAUCUCGCCAGUGUUGACCGGUGGCGACGGUGGUCUAUCAGCUAGUCCGGAACUUAGUCGAAUAUCGGAACUCAACUCACUUAACAAUGAACUAAGCAACAAUAAUACAAACCUGUUAUUCGAUAAUCAUAUGCAACAGGCGGCAGCCGCGGUGGCACAACAGCAGCAGCAACAACAGCAACAACAAGUUCAACAGCAGCAACAGGCUGCAGCAGUUGCAGCCAUUGCCGCAGCGGCCAAGAGUUCCAAUGCCAAUCAUGCAUACUCAAUGUCGCCACUGGUGGCAUCCGGUAUGGAACGGUUACGUGAUGAACUAGCCAAUAAAAAUGCACAAAUGAUCAACUGGGAAGAGCAAGUCAUGCAAGCGACAAAUGCUUGUGAAGCGUGGAAAGCUCAGAUGGAGGAAAGCAAUAGAAAGACUGUGCUGGCUGAACAACAACGAGAUGAAGCUCUAUCACAUGUCAAAGCCCUCAAAGAGAAGUUAGAACAAGUGAAUAUUGGUAGCAACAGCACGGCAAACUAUCGAGCUAGUGAUCUGCGUGGACUGCCUUUGCCAAAAUUGAAGAAUAUACAGGCUAAGCUGCGCGCCGAAAUCGAGGAGGUAGAAAAGGUACUCUACCUCGAAACGGCUACCAAGUGCAUGAAGUGUGAAGAAAACAACCGAUCGGUAACACUUGUUCCGUGCAAUCACUAUGUGCUCUGUGAUUCCUGCGCAGCUACACAGCGCGAAUGUCCUUACUGUCAGACGCCAGUUACGUCACAAGCGUAAAUAGCAGUAGUGAGAUCACAAAACUUUGUGAUCUUGUCUGCGUCAAUCAACGCUAGAGCAUGAAUACAAUCGCACCUCGAUAUAGUUACAAAUACAUGUGGAAACUACUAUGUUACAUUUACCCCCUGAUCAUAAGCUAGUACGCCCACAUCGAGCAUCAUCAAAUCGCAACUUAUCAAGACUAAACUUGAUCAGAAUUCGCCUGGAACAUUCAAAAACCUAAAUGUAUUUCUGUUUUGUUUUACUUUGGUCAAAGUUUUUUUAUGUUGAUAAUGUUUACAGUUCUGGGUAACUAAUAUGAAAAACAGUGAUAUUUUUGUGACCACAUUGAACAACAGCGACUACCAUUUAGGACAAAAUUAAGUAAUUUACAUGAUGAUAGUGACGAAAGGUUCACUUUAAAACAUUCAAUAGACGCGCAUGGUUUGAUACAUGAGGCGACAGAGAAACAAAGCAAGAUCAGUUUCGUCUUUUAUAGUAUUUUAUACGUUCUAAACUGUCAGGCUUCCAACUUUAAUCAAGUGUUGGAACGAAUAAAGCAGAACGGUAGCACGUCGUCAAGCACAGGGAUAUAUUUUUCUUUCUACCUUGAGAUGGAAGGUAUUCAGAUAAUUUAUAGCUUAUAUUGACUAGUGAUUUUUUUACUUAUAUAACAAUCUGUUCUGUACAAUAGAGAAGGGACAACAUUCGAUUUAUUCGCUUUUAAUUUUUAGAAGCGAACAAUAUUUCGCUAUCCAUGUGAAAGAUUGCAUUUUUUACUUUCAACAAAUUAUAGAAACAAAUAUAAAAAUGAACUAUGCGCAGAAACAGUGAGAACCAGUAGGUACGAGAGACGUUUAUAUAAUAAAUUAAAACAAAAGUGAGGAUAUGUAUUUAUAAUUUAUUUUUUUGCGAUCUUAUUUAACUGCUAGGAUAACCCAAUUUGUUUCUGUUCAUUUGCCUCUAGCAUUUUUGAAAAAGUUUCUGGCUAGCAUGAUGGAAAAAAAUGCAUACACUCAUAUUAGGCAGAUGAAAAGUGAAAGAAGUGUGCUCGACGCUAGGCAGAAACAUUAGAAUAAAUUUACGUAUUCCUUAUUAUUCUUUACAUAAAGAGAGCAAACACUAUUACUAUGAACGGCUGAACACAAUUUGAACUAAACAAAUAUUAUUAUUCUGAUAUAUUAUUAUUUUUGAUAGGUAGACAACUAAAUGACUAAUAAUGAAAGCUGAUCGGUAGGAGUCAAACUUAAGCGAGAACAGCAAGGUUUACACAAAGCUCUUAGAUUUACAAUUUGAAAUUCUCUGCAUAGUAAGUGUACAUGUACGGAUCCAAAAAUUUCCCAGUUGAAAAGUUAUCUUAAAACUGAAUUGUAACGGUCCGAGUUUUUGAUUAUUUAUCCUUUCUAACGAAUCAAACUAUGUUGAAAUUAAAAUCUAGAAUGAUUUUAUGAUUAUAACCAUCACAGAAGCAGUAA